This is a messenger RNA of Dipodomys spectabilis (banner-tailed kangaroo rat), 930 nucleotides long. It is a transcript of the gene Nudcd2, whose product is annotated as NudC domain containing 2. The transcript is spliced from 4 exons. Gene Ontology annotation, biological process: protein folding. The coding region runs from base 50 to 523 and encodes 157 amino acids. The record is from RefSeq and is a predicted model, not a curated record. Gene Ontology annotation, cellular component: cytoplasm. Lineage: Eukaryota; Metazoa; Chordata; Mammalia; Rodentia; Heteromyidae.
GUGCGCACGUCACACUCGGUGCGGCGGGGCGGGGGCCGGGGCCGGGAGCAUGUCGGCCCCGUUCGAGGAGCGCAGCGGGGUGGUGCCGUGCGGGACGCCGUGGGGCCAGUGGUACCAGACGCUGGAGGAGGUGUUCAUCGAGGUGCGGGUGCCGCCGGGCACGCGCGCGCAGGACGUCCAGUGCGGCCUGCAGAGCCGGCACGUGGCGCUGGCCGUGGGCGGCCGCGAGAUCCUCAAGGGCAAGCUCUUUGAUUCCACUAUAGCUGAUGAAGGAACAUGGACUUUGGAGGAUAGAAAAAUGGUCCGCAUUGUUCUUACAAAGACAAAGAGAGAUGCAGCCAACUGUUGGACUUCCCUUCUAGAAUCUGAAUAUGCCGCUGAUCCUUGGGUACAAGACCAAAUGCAGAGAAAGCUCACAUUAGAGAGGUUCCAAAAAGAAAAUCCUGGCUUUGACUUCAGUGGAGCUGAAAUCUCAGGAAACUACACAAAAGGUGGACCGGAUUUCUCAAACCUUGAGAAAUAACUGCAGUUCUUUAAAAAAGAAAAGCUUUUGGUUACAUUGUGUGGAUCAUAGCAGGUAUAGCCAAUGUUAAUAUAAGCAGUAUAUUAUGUGGUGGAAGAAAAAAAUAGGAUACCUACAAUUAACAAAUUGCAAAGCUAUUUAAAUAUGGUUCUAAAAAUUGCAUUAAGAUAUGAUUUACAUAGAAAACAUGUACCAUAGGAAAUAUUCUGUGGAUAUAUGGUGACUUUUUUUGGACUUGUUUUUGCUCAGCAUGAAGUUUUAUAUUCUGCCUUUUGCUAAUUUCAUAUUUAAUUGUAUUUUUACUACAAAAAAUACCAAUCAUAUGAAAUGAAGGGUGCCUUCAGGGAACAUUGAAGUUUUUCUUAAGUGUGAUGCGAGAAUAAUGUUCAAUAAAUUUUCUAAGCAGG